Molecule: messenger RNA, 1845 nt
Organism: Prorocentrum cordatum
Lineage: Eukaryota; Dinophyceae; Prorocentrales; Prorocentraceae
Source: the annotation of a GenBank genome assembly
AUGGCGCAGAUCUUCAAGAACCUCGUCGAGGGCGACAGCAAGGGCGUGAAGAAGGAUGACUUCCAGAGACUGAGGGUCCAGGUCGGGAUCGCGCGCGAGUUGGCCAUGGACGCCGAGCGGAAGAAGGCCCGGUUGGAGAAGGAGGCGAAGAUGGAGGAGAUGAAGAAGGAGGUGCAGGGCAGCAUCGACGCGGCCGCGGAGGCGGCCAAGGCCACAGGCGAGCUCGUCGACAAGGUGCAGGCGGCAUCGAAGGAGGUGUUCGGCAAGGCCAUGAAGCUGGACGUCGAGGAGCUCGGCAAGGAAGCAGAGGAGCUGGACAAGCUGCUGGAAGAGGCGAAGACUAGCAUCGAAAAGUCGAAGGAGAUCGUCACGGGCCUCCUGGAGGACGUGGACGAGGACAUCAAGGCAUGGAUGACGCAAAAGGCGGGCGAGGUAAAGGGCAGGAUAAAUAUUCGCACGCAGCGGCUGGGCAAGCUUGCGGGCAGCCCCGGCAAGCUCCGCGACAUCGCGAAGAGAAAGGAGAUAGCGGAGAUGGAAGCGCUCGAGGCGAAGGCCUUGAGCUUUUUGAGGUACCACCAGAAGGAGACGAAGUUGAGCAGGGACGAGUUGUUCAAAGCAGUAGACGCCAACAAGGACGGGAAGAUCUCCGAGGCGGACUUCGUCAAGUUUUUUGUCACGUGCAAGCGGCCUCCGAAGCCGCAGGAUCCGAAGGCCAAGGCCGACGCCGACGCCGACGGCGAGGAGGAGCUGGACACCGCCCCCGACGACGCGGGCCUGCAGAAGGUCUUCAAGAAUUUGGUCGAUGGGGACAAGGAUUUCUUGACCAAGGAGCGCUUCGCGUCCGUCGUUCGGCACCUGAUGAAGGUUGCCACUGUUUCCGUCCUCAGCAAAGAGCUGAAGGCUGACAGCGAGGCGGUGCGCAAGUUGGAGGCCAGAGAGGUAGUGGAGGUGCUCGAGGGUCCCAUCGAGGACGAGGCGUCCAAGACGAAGCGUGUGAAGGUGACUGCCAUGAGGGACGGCGCCGUGGGCUACGUCACCCUCACGGGGAACGGCGGCACGGUGUUCCUCAGGGACGGCGGGCGGCUCUUCAAGGAGCCCGCAGAACUCCAUGGAGCCUACCAGAUUCCCCACAGGCCCACGGCCGCGGCCGUGAGCCCCGUGGACCCGCGCGGUUGCUGGGUCGACGAGCUCUGCCGCCGCCUCGCGGACGCACCGGCGAGGCUGGUGGUGCUCGCGGGCGAGGCCCCCGACAGCGAGAUCCAAGCCCUGCGCGACGCGGCCCGUCAGGUGGGCGCGCACGUAGCAUCGGUGUCGCCGCUGUUGGGCAGCGGCCUUCCACUGGAAGGCGGCCACGCGACCCUCACCGCGGAGGUGACACCCGAGGCCGUCGAUGCCCGCGUGGCCUCGGCUGUCGAGCUCUGGUGGCUGUCUUCGAGUGACACCGUGUUUUCGCUGGGCCUCCUCGGGGGCUCCCCAGUCGGGGUGCUCGACGCGGUGGAGGCGCCUCUGUCUGUGGGCGCCUCUGUGGCGCUGCCAGGGAGGGCCGUCGAGGCGGCCGCGGGUGUGUGGCAUCUCUGGGCGUCUAUCCAGGACGAGCUCGAUGCCACGAUGCCACUCCUCGUCUCCGACCGGUGCUCGUGGCUCCUCGGCGCGAGCGUGGGCCUCGCGGCCCAGCUCCGCGCCGAGCCUGCGCUCUGCCGAGGCUUUCGCGAGGAGGAUGGCUUCUGCCGCACGGGUUACUUCGCUGCGGAGGUCGUCGUUAGCGUCUUACGGCCAGAGCCGGCGAUGAGCAAGGUCGACAUUGGAAAGGAGGCCGUCACAGCCGUAGUCAAGGAUGGCGCCUGA